Messenger RNA from Gracilinanus agilis (Agile Gracile Mouse Opossum), 12292 nucleotides. RefSeq names its product FRY microtubule binding protein (gene FRY). Gene Ontology annotation, cellular component: cell cortex; site of polarized growth. Lineage: Eukaryota; Metazoa; Chordata; Mammalia; Didelphimorphia; Didelphidae. The transcript has 61 exons. Bases 2080 to 11121 code for a protein of 3013 amino acids. Gene Ontology annotation, biological process: cell morphogenesis; neuron projection development. The record is from RefSeq and is a predicted model, not a curated record.
UACAGUGGAUAGAAAGCCUAGCAUAGUCAGAAAGGUCUGUGUUCAAGUCUUGUCCCUGAGAGGUACUGGCUGUGUCACCCUGGGCAAGUCACCUAGUCUGUCAGUACCCUGAGUAACUAAGACUGUAACAAACUGGCCGUUGAUCUGCACUGGUGAAGGCAGUUUCCCUACUUGGCCUCCUCCAUCAAUGGGAGUCCAAAUCCAGAGCCCAAAAUAAAUAGACAAACCUGUGCUUUUAUUGGUGUUGGAACACCUGGUAUGGAAAAGCCCUUCACCAGUGUAGACCAGCAAUUAAUUUGUAAUUUUCAAUGCUGAGACAUUAGUGACUUCCCUGGGAUCAGGAAGCCAGUACCAGGGUACCAGUCAGAGGCAGAGUCCCCAGACCAGCUUUCUAUCCACACUGCUUCUCAGUUACUGAUGGAACUUUAUAAACUGCACUGGGCAUUUUCGCUUCCCUGGCUUUCUAGUAUGGAUUAUAUCCUCAGGGUCUUUAUUUUGAUAUUAUUUGUCGGAGACAAGGAUUUGCCCGGUCUUUGCUACGUUAAGUAGUCAUGCUCAUCGUUUUAGAACAUUUUGAUUUCUUUCACUGGAAAGGCUUUUAAUGACGAAAGCCCUGAGGUAGAGGGCAGGCAGACAAAAUAGAAAACAUGCUCCUCCUCCUCCCCCUUCUUCUUAGGGUUAGUGGCUAAAUCCCGCCUACACAAAUGUAGCCGGUCCUUACUAAAGUACAAUGCCCUUUUUUAAUCCCUCAGGCAAGUGAAAUGAUAAUGUGAACUGUCCCUGCUAGCUGAAAUCGGGAAACCUGAGAGCAAGAAUUCGGGAAGUCAAAAAGCUAUUGUAGGGCAGGGAAAACUGAUGCUCUUGUUUCUUGCCCUUGAACAUUAGCAAAAUAAAUAAAUAAAUACAUAAAUAAGCGAGAUAAUUAGAAAUGGAAGGCUUGCAAAACAGACCCAUUGUGGCGUGGCGUGGCGUGCAGUGAAGAUGAAUAAAUCCACAGAAUAAGCAGCCGGCAGAGGAGAGAGACCUCUAUCCAGUGCGGGCUGAGGCAAUGUGGCUGCUUCUCUCAGUGGUCGCUUUAGAGGGGAAGAGGUGGGGUGAAAUAAAAGUGAACAUUUGGCUGUGGCCAAGGAGUGGUUACCAAAAAUAAAAAAAAAUAAAAAAGGUGAAAAAGAAGACGAAAGCCUGUGGGAAAAUUGUUUCGUUCCUGAUCUGCUAACACUCCCGACCUCCCCUCCUGCAUCGAGGCUGACGGAUGGAUGGGGCUUUUUUAAACGUCACUGCAACCAGAUCCACGGGUGCAGCUUCUGCUUUACCGCAGAGUGAUGCAGUUGUGUAUAAUUCAGCAUGUGGUGCCUAGAAACAGGCUGAGGGGGAAGUAGCUGACCAGAGGAUGCAUGCGAUGUGCAGGGGAGCCUUCUCUGAAGCGGAGGGAGCGAGAGACCCACGGAACCUGGGAAAUUCCGCCAGCUGCAGAGAGGGAGGAGACGUUUCUCAGGGAGGCUUCUAGUUGAUACUGUGAGCAGAAGGAAGGAGGUGCUUGGAGCUGGGUCACUUAGCCUCCCGGCCUCUUAAAGGGAAGCAGUUUGGACAGGGGAGGGGAGGCUGCACCCUGGGAGAAGCCCAGCUAGCUCGAGCCCUCCCCUCCUCGCCUUUCCCCACCCCCCACCCCCUUUCCUGGAGAACAUUGCAUACUGUGCAGAUAGCAACUACUCUGGGGGCUGUACCUGUCUUAACCGGAGCAUGUGGACAGGCAGCAGGCAUUUGGGGCCGUAACAGCCCGGCAAUGCAAAGAGCAGCAGCUUUUGAGGGGCUGCAGAGAGAAGCAGAAAAUCAAUAAAACUAAGUCCAGGAGCUGAAGGAGGAACAGAGGCCAACCAUCGCCUGCUUUUUUAGCCUUUCUUAGUAUUAUUUUUUAAUGAGGACUACCUGCCAAGGAGCGAAGAAGCAGAUCUGCAGAGCCUUCGUUUCCUCUCCUGACCUCUAGUUUACAUCACUAACUGGUGACAGUCACAUCUCCAUACACAGUACCUGCCACUUCAGCCGCUCAGAAUCAUAGAAGCGUCUUUGUAUGCUGCAGACAUGGCUAGCCAGCAGGAUUCAGGCUUCUUUGAAAUCAGUAUCAAAUAUUUACUGAAAUCCUGGAGCAAUACCUCUCCAGUUGGUAACGGUUACAUCAAGCCUCCAGUUCCACCUGUUUCUGGCACACAGAGGGAGAAAGGGCCUCCCACCAUGUUGCCCAUCAAUGUUGACCCAGACAGCAAACCAGGAGAAUAUGUGCUCAAGAGUUUAUUUGUCAACUUCACCACUCAGGCUGAGCGCAAGAUUCGUAUCAUCAUGGCAGAACCUCUGGAAAAGCCAUUGACAAAAUCUCUUCAGCGAGGAGAAGACCCUCAGUUUGAUCAAGUUAUAAGCUCAAUGAGCUCCCUUUCCGAAUACUGCCUGCCUUCCAUACUGCGAACAUUGUUUGACUGGUAUAAGAGACAAAAUGGCAUCGAGGAUGAAUCUCAUGAAUAUAGACCCAGAACAAGUACUAAAUCCAAAAGUGAUGAACAGCAACGAGAUUAUUUAAUGGAAAGAAGAGAUUUGGCCAUUGAUUUUAUUUUUUCUCUAGUGUUAAUAGAAGUUUUGAAGCAGAUUCCACUUCAUCCCGUAAUAGACAGUUUGAUCCAUGAGGUUAUUAAUUUGGCCUUCAAGCACUUUAAAUACAAGGAAGGGUACCUUGGUCCUAACACUGGAAAUAUGCACAUUGUUGCAGACCUCUACGCAGAAGUAAUUGGAGUGUUGGCACAAGCUAAGUUCCCUGCUGUGAAGAAAAAAUUUAUGGCAGAACUAAAAGAACUCCGGCAUAAAGAGCAGAGCCCAUAUGUGGUUCAAAGUAUUAUCAGUUUAAUAAUGGGUAUGAAAUUCUUUCGUAUUAAAAUGUAUCCAGUGGAGGACUUUGAAGCUUCUCUUCAGUUUAUGCAGGAGUGUGCACAUUAUUUUCUGGAAGUUAAAGACAAAGAUAUCAAGCAUGCGUUGGCAGGGUUAUUUGUUGAAAUUCUCGUCCCUGUAGCAGCUGCUGUUAAAAAUGAAGUGAAUGUCCCCUGCCUUAGAAAUUUUGUUGAAAGCCUUUACGAUACAACACUCGAACUUUCUUCAAGGAAGAAGCAUUCCCUGGCUUUGUACCCUCUGGUGACGUGCCUGCUGUGUGUCAGUCAGAAGCAAUUCUUCCUAAACAGAUGGCAUGUUUUUCUCAACAACUGCUUGUCCAAUCUUAAAAAUAAAGACCCCAAGAUGGCCCGAGUUGCACUGGAAUCUCUAUACCGACUACUAUGGGUUUACAUGAUUAGAAUCAAAUGUGAAAGCAAUACAGCUACUCAGAGCCGACUUAUAACCAUCAUCACAACACUUUUCCCCAAAGGAUCCCGUGGUGUAGUACCCAGAGACAUGCCUCUGAACAUCUUUGUAAAAAUCAUCCAGUUCAUUGCCCAGGAACGUUUAGAUUUUGCAAUGAAAGAAAUUAUUUUUGACUUCCUUUGUGUUGGAAAGCCAGCAAAAGCUUUCAGUCUCAAUCCAGAGAGGAUGAAUAUAGGUUUGAGGGCCUUCUUGGUAAUAGCUGACAGUUUACAACAGAAAGAUGGUGAACCUCCCAUGCCAGUAACAGGAGCUGUCCUCCCUUCAGGAAACACUUUAAGAGUGAAGAAAACUUACUUGAGUAAAACUCUAACUGAAGAAGAGGCUAAGAUGAUAGGUAUGUCCUUAUAUUACUCUCAAGUACGAAAAGCUGUAGACAACAUUUUAAGACACCUUGAUAAAGAAGUGGGAAGAUGUAUGAUGUUGACAAAUGUCCAGAUGUUAAACAAAGAGCCAGAAGACAUGAUCACGGGAGAGAGAAAGCCAAAAAUUGACCUUUUCAGAACCUGUGUGGCUGCUAUUCCUCGACUGCUUCCUGAUGGGAUGUCCAAAUUAGAGCUGAUUGACUUGUUGGCCAGGCUGUCUAUUCACAUGGAUGAUGAACUUCGACACAUUGCCCAGAAUUCCCUUCAGGGGCUGCUGGUUGACUUCACAGACUGGAGAGAAGAUGUCCUAUUUGGAUUCACCAACUUCCUUCUUCGAGAAGUCAAUGACAUGCAUCACACCCUCCUGGAUACAUCCCUGAAAUUGCUGCUCCAGUUACUUACUCAGUGGAAACUGGUCAUCCAGACUCAAGGCAAAGUGUAUGAACAAGCCAACAAGAUCAGAAGUUCAGAGCUAAUACCAAAUGGAUCCAGUCAUAGAAUACCAACAGAAAGAAGUCCAUAUUCCAGUGUACUACACGCCGUGGAAGGAUUUGCCCUUGUAUUACUCUGCAGUUUCCAGGUGGCCACACGCAAACUAGCCGUUUUAAUACUCAAAGAAAUCCGAGCUUUAUUUCUUGCCCUGGGCCAGCCAGAGGAUGAUGACAGACCUAUGAUUGAUGUCAUGGAUCAGCUGAGUUCUUCUGUACUUGAAAGUUUUAUUCACGUAGCAGUCUCAGAUUCAGCAACAUUACCACUGACACACAAUGUGGAUUUGCAGUGGUUGGUAGAGUGGAAUGCAGUCCUGGUAAAUAGCCAUUAUGAUGUCAAGAGCCCGUCCCACGUCUGGAUAUUUGCCCAGUCGGUCAAGGACCCCUGGGUUCUUUGCCUCUUCAGUUUCCUUAGACAAGAGAAUUUACCCAAGCACUGCCCCACGGCACUCAGCUAUGCCUGGCCUUACGCUUUUACCAGGCUUCAGUUGGUGAUGCCUUUGGUGGAUCCAAAUAGCCCCAUUAAUGCAAAGAAAACCAGCACCGCCAGCAGCGGAGACAACUAUGUUACCUUGUGGAGAAAUUACCUGAUUCUUUGUUUUGGAGUUGCCAAACCCAGUAUUAUGAGCCCUGGACACUUGCGAGCGUCUACACCUGAAAUUAUGGCUACGACUCCAGAUGGCACUGUGAGCUAUGACAACAAGGUUAUAGGUACCCCAUCUGUGGGAGUUCUGUUGAAACAAUUGGUGCCUUUGAUGAGACUUGAAAGCAUUGAAAUCACAGAGUCUCUGGUAUUAGGAUUUGGAAGAACAAAUUCACUUGUUUUCAGAGAAUUGGUAGAAGAACUCCAUCCGUUAAUGAAAGAAGCAUUGGAGCGAAGACCAGAAAACAAGAAACGCCGAGAAAGGCGGGAUUUACUGCGGCUCCAGUUGCUGAGAAUUUUUGAGCUUCUUGCUGAUGCGGGUGUGAUAAGUGACAGCACCAAUGGAGCCUUAGAGAGGGACACACUAGCACUUGGAGCUUUGUUCUUAGAAUACGUUGACUUGACACGCAUGUUGCUCGAGGCGGAAAAUGACAAAGAGGUUGAAAUUCUCAAAGACAUCCGGGCCCAUUUCAGUGCGAUGAUAGCCAACUUAAUUCAGUGUGUUCCAGUUCACCACAGAAGAUUUCUCUUCCCCCAGCAAAGUUUGAGGCACCAUCUCUUCAUCUUGUUUAGCCAGUGGGCAGGACCUUUCAGCAUUAUGUUCACACCUCUGGAUCGUUACAGUGAUAGAAAUCAUCAGAUAACGAGAUACCAGUAUUGUGCAUUAAAGGCUAUGUCAGCAGUACUUUGCUGUGGCCCUGUUUUUGACAACGUGGGCCUUUCUCCAGAUGGCUAUCUGUACAAAUGGCUUGACAACAUUCUGGCUUGUCAAGAUUUACGAGUCCAUCAGCUUGGCUGUGAAGUUGUGGUCUUGUUAUUGGAACUAAAUCCUGACCAAAUAAAUCUCUUCAACUGGGCUAUUGACCGGUGCUACACAGGCUCCUAUCAGCUUGCUUCUGGAUGUUUCAAAGCCAUAGCAACUGUUUGUGGAAGCAGGAACUAUCCCUUCGACAUAGUGACUUUACUAAACCUUGUCCUAUUCAAGGCCUCUGACACCAACAGAGAGAUUUAUGAAAUUUCCAUGCAACUCAUGCAGAUUUUAGAAGCAAAACUUUUUGUAUACUCAAAGAAAGUGGCUGAACAAAGACCUGGCACUAUUCUCUAUGGAACCCAUGGUCCAUUACCACCUCUCUACAGUGUAUCACUAGGCCUGCUGUCAUACGAACUGGCCAAGAUGUAUCCUGAGCUCACUCUUCCCCUUUUCUCAGAGGUGAGCCAGAGAUUCCCUACAACGCACCCAAAUGGGCGUCAGAUCAUGCUCACCUAUCUGCUUCCAUGGCUUCACAACAUUGAACUGGUGGACAGCCGGCUCCUCCUCCCAGGCUCAAGCCCCAGCACUCCAGAAGAUGAAAUCAAGGACAGAGAAGGGGAAGUUACAGUUUCCUUUGGCCUAAAAGGAAAUGGUUGGGGUUCUCCAGAGGCUACAUCACUGGUCCUUAAUAAUCUUAUGUAUAUGACUGCCAAGUAUGGAGAUGAAGUUCCAGGACCCGAAAUGGAAAAUGCUUGGAAUGCCCUAGCCAACAAUGAGAAAUGGAGCAAUAAUCUGAGGAUAACCCUGCAGUUUCUUAUCAGUCUCUGUGGAGUCAGCAGUGAUACUAUCCUCUUGCCCUAUAUUAAGAAAGUAGCAAUAUACCUGUGUCGAAAUAAUACCAUUCAAACCAUGGAGGAGCUCUUGUUUGAGCUGCAGCAGACAGAACCAGUGAAUCCCAUCGUCCAGCAUUGUGAUAACCCACCCUUCUACCGUUUCACCGCAAGCAACAAGCCCUCGGCUGCUGCUUCUGGAACCACUUCCAGCAGCAACACCGUAGUUGCCGGCCAGGACAGUUUCCCAGAUGUGGAGGAAGGCAGGACAGUGAAAGAAACCGAUGAGAGGUUCAGUAAUGUCAUCAGAGCCCACACUCGGCUAGAAUCAAGAUACAGCAAUAGUUCCGGAGGCUCUUAUGAUGAAGACAAGAAUGAUCCAAUUUCUCCAUAUACUGGAUGGUUAUUGAAUAUCACAGAGACCAAACAGCCACAGCCAUUGCCGAUGCCCUGUACUGGAGGAUGCUGGGCACCCCUGGUUGACUACCUCCCAGAAACUAUCACUCCUCGGGGACCACUUCAUAGGUGCAAUAUUGCUGUUAUUUUCAUGACUGAAAUGGUUGUGGAUCACAGUGUGAGAGAAGAUUGGGCCCUUCAUCUACCCUUACUACUUCAUGCCGUCUUCUUAGGUUUGGACCAUUACCGGCCUGAAGUCUUUGAACACAGUAAAAAGCUGCUUCUCCACCUGCUCAUUGCUCUCUCUUGUAAUAGUAAUUUUCAUUCUAUUGCAUCAGUACUUCUGCAGACCAGAGAGAUGAGUGAAGCCAAGACACUCACAGUCCAGCCAGCUUAUCUUCCUGAAUACCUCUAUACAGGUGGCUUUGACUUCCUGAGAGAGUACCAGUCUUCCCCAGUGCCAGACUCGGGCUUAAGCUCCAGUUCCACCUCUUCCAGUAUCAGUCUGGGAGGCAGCAGUGGGAACCUCCCACAGAUCACCCAGGAGAUCGAAGACAUUGACACGGCCACUGAAUCUGAUGAAAAGGCGAACAAACUCAUUGAGUUCCUGACAACCAGGGCAUUUGGUCCACUUUGGUGCCAUGAAGAUAUCACACCCAAGAAUCAGAAUUCUAAGAGUGCUGAGCAACUCACUAAUUUCCUACGUCAUGUUGUAUCUGUGUUUAAGGAUUCCAAAUCAGGUUUCCAUUUGGAGCAGCAUCUAAGUGAAGUUGCAUUACAAACAGCCCUAGCCAGCUCCUCUCGGCAUUAUGCAGGUCGCUCUUUCCAGAUCUUCAGGGCCCUAAAGCAACCUUUAUCAGCUCAUGCCCUGUCUGACCUCCUCUCCAGACUGGUGGAAGUUAUUGGAGAGCAUGGAGAUGAGAUUCAGGGGUACGUGAUGGAAGCUCUCCUUACCUUGGAAGCUACUGUGGAUAAUUUGUCAGACUGCUUGAAGAACAGUGAUCUCUUGACUGUACUAUCUCGGUCAUCAUCCCCUGAUCUAAGCUCAAGCACUAAGCUGACAGCAAGCCGAAAGAGUACAGGUCAACUAAAUGUGAACCCUGGUGUUGCCAGUGGCAACACGGCUACUGCAGAACGAAGUCGCCAUCAGAGAAGCUUCUCUGUCCCCAAGAAGUUUGGUGUUGUAGACCGAACUUCAGACCCACCUCGAAGUGCAACUCUGGACCGGAUCCAGGCUUGUACCCAACAGGGGCUCUCCUCUAAGACCAGGAGCUCUUCAUCUUUGAAAGACAGCCUCACCGACCCAUCCCACAUCAACAAUCCAACCAAUCUCUUGGCCACCAUCUUCUGGGUCACCGUGGCCUUAAUGGAAUCUGAUUUUGAGUUUGAAUAUCUGAUGGCCUUAAGGUUACUCAAUAAGUUACUGACUCAUUUGCCCCUUGAUAAAGCUGAAAACCGAGAGAAACUUGAAAAAUUACAGGGACAGCUCAAGUGGGCAGAUUUCUCAGGGCUGCAACAGCUGUUGCUCAAAGGAUUCACUUCCCUCACUACCACGGACCUCACCCUGCAUCUCUUCAGUUUGCUAACACCUGUGUCCCGAGUAUCUAUGGUGGACUCAUCUCAGGCUAUUGGGUUCCCAUUGAAUGUCCUUUGUCUCCUGCCUCAGUUGAUUCAGCAUUUUGACAAUCCCAAUCAAUUUUGUAAGGAUAUAGCAGAGAGAAUUGCUCAGGUUUGCCUGGAAGAAAAGAACCCUAAACUUUCAAAUCUUGCACAUGUCAUGACUCUUUACAAAACACACAGCUAUACAAGAGACUGUGCGACGUGGGUCAAUGUUGUUUGUCGAUACCUUCAUGAAGCAUUUGCUGAUAUUACCCUGAAUAUGGUGACGUAUCUGGCAGAGCUCCUAGAGAAGGGUCUUCCAAGUAUGCAACAAUCCCUUCUCCAGAUGAUCUACAGUCUGCUCAGUUAUAUGGACCUAUCAGGUGUUCCCGUAAAGCAAUUUAACAUGGAAGUGUUGAAGACCAUUGAAAAAUACGUGCAGAGUGUUCACUGGAGAGAAGCUUUGAAUAUCUUGAAAUUGGUUGUUUCUCGAUCUGCCAGCCUAGUCUUGCCUUCAUACCAGCACAAUGAUCUUUCCAAAAUAGAAAUUCAUCGAGUAUGGAAUAGUGCUUCCAAGGAAUUGCCAGGAAAAACCCUGGAUUUUCACUUUGAUAUUUCAGAGACCCCCAUCAUUGGGAGACGUUAUGAUGAACUACAGAGUUCUUCUGGUCGAGACGGAAAACCUAGGGCCAUGGCGGUCACUCGAAGCACGUCCUCUACUUCGUCAGGUUCCAACUCCAAUGUCCUUGUUCCUGUGAGCUGGAAAAGACCUCAGUAUUCUCAGAAAAGGACAAAGGAGAAGUUGGUUCAUGUACUUACUUUGUGUGGCCAAGAAGUGGGGUUGAGCAAAAAUCCUUCAGUGAUUUUUUCCUCAUGUGGAGAUCUGGACCUUCUCGAGCACCAGACAAGCCUAGUAUCUUCUGAAGACGGCACCAGGGAGCAGGAGAACAUGGACGACACCAACAGUGAGCAACAGUUUAGAGUCUUCAGAGACUUUGAUUUCCUCGAUGUGGAGUUGGAAGAUGGAGAGGGUGAAAGCAUGGACAAUUUCAACUGGGGAGUGCGCAGGCGUUCCCUGGAUAGCCUGGACAAGUGUGAUAUGCAGCUACUGGAGGAGAGCCAACUUUCAGGAAGUACUCCCAGCCUAAAUAAAAUGAACCAUGAAGAUUCAGAUGAGUCAUCAGAGGAGGAGGACCUCCCAACCAGCCAGAUCCUGGAGCACGCCGAUCUAAUCAUGACCCUUUCCCCCUCUGAGGAGGCAAAUCACAUGGACUCGCUCACCAUAUCAUGUGAUACGACUACUGCUGACCCUCAUGCUUUUAACACCAGAACAUCUAGCUUUGACGUUUCUUUGACUGAUAUGAAUAAUCUGCAGGUGUCUGAGGGUUCUAAGGCUGAUGGUGUCAAUGAUGAAGAAGACACAACAGUGCAUGAAGAUGAACUUUCUGGUUCUAUCAAUGAACUCCCAGCGACAUUUGAGUGCAGCGAUAGCUUCAGCCUAGACAUGACUGAGGCUGAAGAAAAAGGAGACCGAGCAUUGGACCAGUUUACUCUUGCAAGCUAUGGAGAUGGAGACAGGGGCAUCUCUCCACCUCCUUCGCCCUUCUUCUCUGCCAUACUGGCUGCUUUUCAGCCAGCUGCUUGCGAUGAUGCCGAAGAAGCCUGGCGCAGUCAUAUCAACCAGCUUAUGGGCGAUUCAGAUGGCUCCUGUGCUGUGUAUACAUUUCAUGUGUUCUCCUCCUUGUUUAAGAAUAUUCAGAAAAGGUUCUGCUUCCUGACUUGUGAUGCAGCCAGUUAUCUUGGAGACAACCUUCGGGGAAUUGGCUCCAAAUUUGUUAGUUCUUCCCAAAUGCUGACUUCUUGUUCUGAAUGCCCAACACUUUUUGUGGAUGCUGAGACGCUCCUAUCUUGUGGACUCCUUGACAAGCUCAAGUUCAGUGUUCUGGAACUGCAGGAAUAUCUGGACACCUACAACAACAGAAAAGAAGCCACUCUCUCAUGGCUUGCAAAUUGCAAGGCAACAUUUGCGGGAGGAUCACGAGAUGGAGUCAUUACUUGUCAACCAGGAGACUCAGAAGAAAAGCAAUUGGAACUGUGUCAGAGAUUAUAUAAACUACAUUUCCAGCUGCUGUUGCUUUUUCAAUCCUACUGUAAACUCAUUGGCCAGGUGCAUGAAGUUAGUUCCAUGCCAGAGCUAUUGAAUAUGUCCAGAGAACUCAGUGACUUAAAGAAAAACCUGAAGGAUGCAACAGCUGCCAUUGCAAUGGAUCCCCUCUACAUAGAGUCCUCCUGGCCUGAGCCUACUUUCAGUUCCACAGAAGCAGCCAUUCAAUCCAUGCUAGAAUGCCUGAAGAACAAUGAACUUGGAAAAGCAUUACGGCAAAUCCGGGAAUGCAGGAGUUUGUGGCCCAAUGACAUCUUUGGGAGCAGCUCUGAUGAUGAGGUUCAGACACUACUGAACAUUUACUUCCGACAUCAAACACUGGGACAAACUGGUACUUAUGCACUAGUGGGAUCCAAUCAGAGCCUUACAGAAAUCUGCACCAAGCUGAUGGAGCUCAACAUCGAGAUCCGGGACAUGAUUCGAAGGGCUCAGAGCUACCGAGUCCUCACAACUUUUCUCCCAGAUUCCAGUGUUUCAGGCACAAGUCUCUGACAGGAGUCUUCCGUCCUCCAUUGGUUCCAAGCUGGGAGUGCUGCCAUGCUGGAGUGAUGUCAUCCAGUGUCUUUUCGGUCUUCAGAAGACUUGGUCAGGCUGUCCUCCCUCUUGUUACCUGUAGGACUUUUUCUACAAAGAGGUGGGCGGAACUUCCAAUGUGUAGCAAUACUGUCAGGACAAAGGUAGCCUAGAACACGCCGGACCAUCUCAAGUCUCUGCGCUGUGUGGCACAAACACGUUAGCAUUUCACUGAGCAACCACAAUUCACUACUGAAGGAGGUGACUUCCAUUGCAUACCAAAGCCGACGACACUGAACAAUACCUUCCUUUCUAGAAACUUGUUUUAGAUUGGCAAAAGUGCAAUGUUUCCUUACUAAUUUUUUUUUGUAUCCUUAAACUUGUACAUUAUUUCCCUAUAUUUUUCUUUUUUUUUUUUUUUUCCUUUUCUGAGGGGAGGAGAAGGAAAAAGGGGCAGGCAAGAUGAAGCUGGCCACUGGAAACAGAGUCAGUUGGUCAAAAGCUGAGCGCCUGUGUAUAUGAAAACAAACUGUAAAUGGACUACAAUUUAACAUACACUGUAAUUUGAAUACGAUUACUGUAUCUAAAAUGAGCUGCUAUGAAGUACAUUUCUUAAAUGUUGCUAGGCUACUGUCUCUGAAGGUACUGGAUUGCUUUGCGGAGGUCUGUUAUUAGGACCCAAAUACCAGAAAUGGUAUAGGUAGAUUUUUUUUUUAAGGAUCUUGGCUGCUUUUUCCUAGAGGGUUGCUUUUAUGAACAUAUUUAUACUACAAAUGAAAAAAAAAAAGAUGGUUGUUAAUUUGAAUUAACUUUGACAUUUUGUAGAACAAAGUUAAAUUCAUACACAUUAACAGUCUAUAUCGCCUAACCUGUCACGCAUGCAUAUUUUAAUUUAAUGUCCACUUGGAUAACAGAAUAUAGAACUAUCAAGUUGAAGUGCAAGUCCUCACUUAAAGUUUCUUAGAUGAUAUUUUAUUUGUAAUAUAUAUAUAUAUAAACCCAUUCUUAUAAGUUCCCCCCUCACAAUUAAUGCUGUCCAGUGUUAAAAUGUGGGCGUGUAAACCUGUUGCACAUCAGAAACACUUUUAUUCAGAUGUGAUCUAUGUAACUUAUUCACUCUGUAAAUACACUUGCAGGUUUUGUGAAGUAA